CUCUCUCUCUCUGCGCUUUCAUUGGUAACAGUAAUAUUUGUAUCAAUUGUCAGGCGGCGUCUCUCUUUUCCUCCACUUCUCUCUCUGUGAUAAUAGAUGUACUCCCACCAAUAUCUUCAUGAAAUGAAGCUCUGAUAUUGAAAGCAAUAAAGAAAAGCGAAAGAAAAACAUGUUUCUUGAAGCUAAUCUUCUUCCUCGGUGGCUUGAGGCUCUUCUCACAGAGAAGUUUUUCAACGCUUGCGUAAUUCAUGAAGAUGCCAAGAAAAAUGAGAAGAACGUCUAUUGCUUGAACUGUUGCAUCAGUCUCUGCCCUCACUGCUUGUCCCCUCACCGCUCUCACCGACUCUUGCAGAUAAGAAGGUAUGUUUAUCACGAUGUUUUAAGGUUGGAUGAUGCUGCAAAGUUGAUAGACUGCACCUUUGUUCAAUCGUACACAACCAACAGUGCAAAAGUGAUAUUUCUGCACCAAAGGCCGCAGACAAGGAACUUCAAGGGCUCCGGCAAAUUUUGCAGCACCUGUGACAGAAGCCUGCAAGACCCUUAUCUCUUCUGCUCCCUUUCCUGCAAGAUUGAUUAUCUCAUCAGGACCGAAGGUGGGAUUUCAGCAUACCUCUUCGACUGCGAGACCCUUACCUUGCCCGAACCGGGUUUAGACGACGGUUUCAUGACUCCAGACUCGGUUCUUGAACCGGCUGGUUCGAGCCGGACCUCGUCCGGUUCGGGUGGGUGCGGUGGGGUUGACUGUAGGACAGUCGCUUGCACUGCCACAACUGAGAUUGUCAGGAAAAAGAGGAGUAGCUUGUCGUCGGCGUACCGGGCGGUGUUUCGGCCGGUAUGUUCUCCCGUCUCCGAAAUUUCGGCGAGUUUGAUGAACCGGAGAAAAGGGACUCCACAAAGAGCUCCACUUUAUUGAAUUUGUGUACGGAUUGGUAAUGGAAUAGAGCUGUAAAAGGGGAGAGGGCUUUGGGAUGAAUUUGGUGUUAUAUUUUUUCCUUGAGGCUAAUUUCGGGAAAAGGGUUGAAAUCUUCCCAAUUUUGUUGAGGACUUUCUCUCUCUUCUAGUGAGUGGUAGGGUUGGUUCCUUUUUUUUGGGCCAUUUACAGAGCCACAGACCCGCAGUAAACAAUGACAAAAGUUUACUGUUAUAUUGCUAAUCCCUUGUAUAUGGGGGGGUUAUAUGAUUUUUUUUUUUGAAGAAUUAUACCGCUGUGAUUUGGGUCCUUGAUUGAAUUUGCA
Messenger RNA from Alnus glutinosa, 1235 nucleotides. RefSeq names its product protein RGF1 INDUCIBLE TRANSCRIPTION FACTOR 1. The record is from RefSeq and is a predicted model, not a curated record. The coding region runs from base 170 to 913 and encodes 247 amino acids. The transcript is spliced from 5 exons. Lineage: Eukaryota; Viridiplantae; Streptophyta; Magnoliopsida; Fagales; Betulaceae.